GUAUAGAUUUGGUUUAUUAUGAUAUGGACAUCUAUUACAUGGACAUAUGCUAGCUUGGUUUAUGACUCGCGUGGAAUACUGCUUCUGUCCUUGCUGGUCCCCGUGCCGAGCCCCGUUUAUAUUGCUUUGUUGAUGUGCCACAAGGAUCAGGGGCAGGCUCUAGAUGCCAAGCUGCAUGGCUUACGGCAGGUGGUCCGAGUGUGUUACUGAUGUAAGAUUAUAAGAGACAAAGAACGGUGGAUGUGGCUGAACGGCACACGGAUCAAUAAGGGGGAUCUGCGACCGUUGAAGUCGAUCAGCCGGUGGCAUCAAUGGGCCACCAUUUGUCCGGACUUGAGUUCAUAUCACCGAGGGCGUUCAGGGGAGCCUGUCGAUUAACGGGGUGCCUAAUGGCUGAGACGUGAGAGUGUACUAAUCCGUGUCGGAUUUCCGAGUGGCUAUAUUCAGUCUUCUGUGUUUGAUAGGCGUCUGCCUGGAUCUGUAAGGCUAGUUGAGCUCAGCGUUAGAUAUCGUGUAGUUCGAGAAGGCUUUCGCCUGCUCAUUCUGGGAUGAAACUCACUAAAGCGAAAGUCUGACUUUGGAAGGGUGCUGAAAGGGUCAAACACCAUGGCAGCUGAAGAAGAUGGUUGUCACCUGAUCCGCCAGUAUUCAC
Aspergillus sclerotioniger CBS 115572 is the source of this 652-nucleotide messenger RNA. RefSeq lists its product as uncharacterized. The transcript has a single exon. The record is from RefSeq and is a predicted model, not a curated record. Bases 19 to 210 code for a protein of 63 amino acids. Lineage: Eukaryota; Fungi; Ascomycota; Eurotiomycetes; Eurotiales; Aspergillaceae.